AUGGAACCUACAUGCAGUCAGUGUUACAACAUAACAAAAAUAACUGCAUUCACUCUAAGACCACCGGACUUUGAAUUGAUUAACAGAACGAAUGACUUUCUCAACUAUUCCAAAGAAGACUCGUUUAGUGAAUUUAUAUAUGACAUCGAUAGGACAUUAAAUGAGACAUUUUCAAAUUUGACUUUAAAUGAGUGCAGUGAAGUGCAGUAUAAUCCAUGGGCUCUAUCACUAAUAGUGUUUCCUUUAUUGACGUUAUUUGGGAAUGUGUUAGUUAUAUUGAGUGUAGCAAGAGAGAGGAGUUUACAAACAGCAACGAAUUACUUCAUAGUUAGUUUAGCGGUCGCGGACCUAUUAGUGGCCGUUGUCGUUAUGCCUUUUGGAGUUUAUUAUCUGUUUAAUGGUGUGUGGGGUUUGCCAGCUGUGGUGUGUGACUGCUACAUAGCCAUGGAUGUCACUUGUUCCACUUCCAGCAUCUUCAACCUUGUCGCCAUAUCUGUUGAUAGAUACAUCGCAGUAACUCAGCCAAUCAAAUACGCAAAGCACAAAAGCAACGCUCGUGUCUGGGUUAUGAUAGCAGUGGCGUGGACUGUCUCCGGGGCUAUAGGCUCCCCAAUAGUGUUGGGUCUCAACAACACUCCCGACAGAAGCCCUGAUCAAUGUCUAUUUAAUAACACGGACUAUGUCAUAUAUUCGUCAUUGGGAUCAUUUUAUAUCCCUUGUAUCAUCAUGAUGUUUCUCUACUUCAGGAUAUUCACGGCGAUUAGACAACGUGCGAAAAAGCAGCGUGUUGCCAAGAAGACUUCAUCAGCAGUCAGCUCCGCCGUAUCCAGUGGUACAGCUGCAGUUGUCAUUGAGAAUGUUGUACACGCACAUCGGUUUAUAGUUCCCGAGGACAGACCGACUAAUACAGCAUCUGGAAGCAAUGAUGACGACGAUGACAAAUCAGAAAUGGGUGCGUUUGAAGAUUUGGCUACCACCAGAUCAGCCAGAUUUAUGCUUGCGGCAGUUGUCGAAGAAACUGGGUUAAUAAUGGCCAAUCUCGCUUCACCAAUUCCAAUGAUGGACCCAAAUACUAACAAUGACUCCGGCUACGUGCCAUCUAAUAUGGAGGCGGAUAAAGAUCACUCCCCGCCGCCCUCGCCGAAAGUGGAAAAAAAGAAAGAAAAUAGUAUACCGAGAAAACCAGAACUCAAGAAGAAGUUGAGUCGUCUCAGCAACAGUUCCCUGAUCUCAACGCCUCGUCGUCGUUUUCGAAGCGCCGCCUCAGCCGCAAGAUUUACAAUAUUUAGAGCGAAUCGAGCUGGAAAACUAAGGGCCAAGUCUUUCGCUAAGAAAGAAAAAAAGGCAACUCAGACACUAGCCAUAGUUCUAGGUGUGUUUCUCUUCUGUUGGGUGCCGUUUUUUACGUGCUCUAUGCUGGAUGCAAUCUGCACCAAGUUUGGAUUCAAUUUCUCUCCCGGAGUGACCGUAUUUAUCCUCACAACGUGGCUCGGUUACAUAAAUUCUUUUCUCAACCCACUUAUCUACACAAUAUUUAACCCUGAAUUCAGGAAAGCGUUUCGAAAAAUUUUGCAUUGUUUGUAG
This is a messenger RNA of Danaus chrysippus (African queen), 1584 nucleotides long. The record is from the annotation of a GenBank genome assembly. Lineage: Eukaryota; Metazoa; Arthropoda; Insecta; Lepidoptera; Nymphalidae.